CUUGUUUUGCGAGCUGCAACAGGCCCUGUGAUCCGACUCUAGCGGUACCUGACGCCGCUAGCUCUGAAGAUCUUGUUGCGUCCCGCAAAGAUGACUCUCGCUCGCAUCAGAUUUCCCUUCGUCGUAUACGUGAUAUGUGAAGAAGAUCCUGCGCGUAUUCGACAUUGUCAGUCGCAGAAACGGUGGGGACCAAGCUAUGUAAAGUCAUGCGAAGUCGUCUGCCUGCGUCUGCAUUGUACUGAUCAGAAAAAGAUUGGCAAGGGGGUCGCUGGCCGCUAGUUUGACUAGCAAUCGCGCUUUGCUAUUUUACCUGACAACGAUGACGUGUCAGUCUAUAUGGCAAUCGACACGUGUCAGCAAUAAAUGCCGGCAGUGGAGAGGCAAUAUUCAGUGCGCAAGUAAAGUUGGAAUGAUGCAUAGCGGCUAGGAAGUAUGGAAGCGGAGAGGAACAGCCAAGGAAUGGUCGUAUUGAUCUGAUGUGAUGAAAUGGUGUGCCCAGAUCGUGCUGGUGAAGUUUGAGUCGAUGGGGAAGUUGAGUCGCCCAGAUCGGCAGUCCGUGCCCACGACGCGCCCUAGCCCAUAUCCGGGGUCCUCAAGCUGGCGCCGCGAUUCCGAGGCAUAGGCCCCGUUCAAUGACCACAGCGUCACAGCACCUCGCGUCGGCUUCGGCAGAGGGGAUAUUUCUUUGUCGAUGACGGCGGGCUACUGGCCCCCC
Molecule: messenger RNA, 715 nt
Organism: Mixia osmundae IAM 14324
Lineage: Eukaryota; Fungi; Basidiomycota; Mixiomycetes; Mixiales; Mixiaceae
Exons: 1
Coding region: 91-279 (62 amino acids)
Source: RefSeq, a predicted model, not a curated record